Diceros bicornis minor is the source of this 12048-nucleotide messenger RNA. RefSeq names its product calcium/calmodulin dependent protein kinase IV (gene CAMK4). NCBI's taxonomy places the organism in Eukaryota, Metazoa, Chordata, Mammalia, Perissodactyla, Rhinocerotidae. The record is from RefSeq and is a predicted model, not a curated record. The transcript has 11 exons. Gene Ontology annotation, biological process: protein phosphorylation. The coding region runs from base 244 to 1665 and encodes 473 amino acids. Gene Ontology annotation, molecular function: ATP binding; calcium/calmodulin-dependent protein kinase activity; calmodulin binding.
UCCACACCCUCUCCCAGUUCCUCGCCCCCUUCUCCGCCCACCCUCCCUCCGGAGCGUGCAGAAAGGGAGCUGUGGCGCGAGCGCGGCCGAGGGCGCCGGGGCGGCGGCGGCGGUGGGUGUGUGCGUGUGUGUGAAGGACGCCACCUCUCGCUCCUGCGUUCGCAGGCGACGGCGGGCGGCGGGGCUUCUCGCUCCGGCAGCGGCGGCGACAGCGGCGGCGGCUUCCGGAGUCCCGCCGCGAAGAUGCUCAAAGUCACGGUGCCCUCGUGCUCCGCCUCGUCCUGCUCUUCGGUCACCGCCAGCGUGGCCCCGGGGGCCGGGAGCCUCGUCCCGGAUUACUGGAUCGACGGCUCCAACAGGGAUGCUUUGAGCGAUUUCUUCGAGGUGGAGUCGGAGCUGGGACGGGGUGCUACAUCCAUUGUGUACAGAUGCAAACAGAAGGGGACCCAGAAGCCUUAUGCUCUCAAAGUGUUAAAGAAAACAGUGGACAAAAAAAUCGUAAGAACUGAGAUAGGAGUUCUUCUUCGCCUCUCACAUCCAAACAUUAUAAAACUUAAAGAGAUAUUUGAAACCCCUACAGAAAUCAGUCUCGUCCUAGAACUGGUCACAGGAGGAGAACUGUUUGACAGGAUUGUUGAAAAGGGAUAUUAUAGUGAACGAGAUGCUGCCGAUGCUGUUAAACAAAUCCUGGAGGCAGUCGCUUACUUACAUGAAAAUGGGAUUGUCCAUCGUGAUCUCAAACCAGAGAAUCUUCUCUAUGCAACUCCAGCCCCAGAUGCACCACUCAAAAUCGCUGAUUUUGGACUCUCUAAAAUUGUGGAACAUCAAGUGCUCAUGAAGACAGUAUGUGGAACCCCAGGGUACUGCGCUCCUGAAAUUCUUCGAGGCUGCGCCUAUGGACCUGAGGUGGACAUGUGGUCUGUAGGGAUAAUCACCUACAUCCUACUUUGUGGAUUUGAACCAUUCUAUGACGAAAGAGGCGAUCAGUUCAUGUUCCGGAGAAUUCUGAAUUGUGAAUACUACUUUAUCUCCCCCUGGUGGGAUGAAGUAUCUCUAAAUGCCAAGGACUUGGUCAGAAAAUUAAUUGUUUUGGAUCCUAAGAAACGGCUGACAACCUUCCAAGCUCUCCAGCACCCAUGGGUCACAGGUAAAGCAGCCAAUUUUGUGCACAUGGAUACUGCCCAAAAGAAGCUCCAAGAAUUCAAUGCCCGGCGCAAGCUUAAGGCAGCAGUGAAGGCCGUGGUGGCCUCUUCCCGGUUGGGAAGCGCCAGCAGCAGCCAUGGCAGCGUCCAGGAGAGCCAGAAGGCCAGUCGAGAGCCAUCUCCAAUCCAAGAUGGCAAUGAAUAUGUUAAAGCUAUUCCAGAAGGAGAGAAAAUUCAAGGAGAUAGGGCCCAAAUGGCAGUUGAGGGGGCAGAGGCUGAGCUGAUGAAGGUGCAGGCCAUAGAGGAAGUUAAAGAUGCUGAUAUACAUGCUGCCAAGGCCACCACGAUGGUGUCCGAGGCACUAGAGGAUGGGAUAAAGGUGGCUGACUUAGAAAUAGAGGAGGGCCUAGUGGAGGAGAAGCUGAAGACAAUGGAGGAAGCAGCAGCCCCCAGAGAAGGGCAAGAAAACCCUGCUCUGGGAUUUGGAGUUCAGCAGAAUGAUGUGAUCCUGCCAGAGUACUAAAUUGGCUUCCUUCCAAUCUGGAAACCAAAUCCUGGCAUUUUGUGCAUUUUGUCCUUCAGCAAGGAAGGUAUGGAAGCAUGAUAUGCACUAUAGUGAUGCUGUUUUUGAGGUGCAAAAAAAAAAAAAACAUAUCUAUCAGUUGGUAAUUCUAACUUCAAUGCAUGUGACUGCUUUAUGAAAAAAUAGUGUCUUUCAUGGUAUGUAAUGGAUACCUAAUACCGAUGGGUUAAAUUUGAAAUUGCAAGUAAACAUAACAUAACAUUUAAAAACAUACAUCUUCAGGGACCAGUAGUACACAUUUGAAGUAAAUGGUAACAAAUUGUUUUUGCUUUGAAAACCUAGCCAUCGUACAUCCUUUGGAUUUCUUCACAAGGCAGUAAUUCCUUUGGACUAUUGUUCAGCUAAUAGUAGGUAGUGGUAUAAGACAUGUUCCCAUGACAUUCACAACAUUUUACUUUUCAUUCAUGUGUUCAAACUAUUUACAAAGAGAUGGUUAUAGGUUAUAGUUGUAUGGUGUGUGCAAAAAAAAAAAAUUCCACUUAAAAAUUGUAAGAAAUUGAAGCAUACUUUUUAAGAGCCAUGAAACCAUAUGCCCCUAAAGCUUCUGUGGAAAAUGCUUUUUUAUUUUCUCCUUAUUUAUAUGCAUCAUAUUACUAAUAACCAAAAAUGUUCUAUCACAAAAUUCUGCCAUUUUACAAUCCUGGAGAAAGUAUUUUACAAAUUCACACUGAGGAAUUUAUUCUUUCCUUCACCUGCUCUCUAAUAAGAUGUCCUUCUGAUUGCCUACACUCAGGGUAGAAUAAAGAAAUUUAGGGAAGGAAAAGAGAUAAGUCUGGGACUUAGACUAACAAAGAUUGACUCCUUGUCAUUUUACAGAUAAAAUUGAAUUUUUUUCAUGAGUUUGUACAGCUUUAACGAUAGGAACAUUUUUAUAGAUAAACUCUAUAAUUACCGAGUUUCAAAUAUUUAGAAAAAUCUACCCUACAGGCAGAUGCCAAAAUGUCUGAAUAGAGUGGGAAUAAUAUUCCAUUAUAAAAUCAUUCACUAUUGACUUUACUAAAGUAAGGAAACAUUUUGGUUUAUAAAAGUCCUUUUUUCCUUCAAUUGAUGGUUAUCUAGAUAUACUGCUUAUCAAGUAAAGAUAUUUCUGAAAAGCUAGUAUAUUUUUUUCUCAUACUUGGAAUGGAAAUGCAUUAUACAAUGUAGUUUUGAAAAUUUCCAUGUCAAGAAAUUUAGGACAACGUAAAUGUGUAUUUACUUUAAAAACAAAACCAAAAAGAAACAAAGAAAAAACACUGAUUUCAAAUCAGACUCUUGAAAAGCUGUAACAUCAGACCUAAUACUUUACAUGGUUUUUUUCAAAAUAUUUUCUUUGAUUUUCAUAUGAACACUUCUCCCUUACAGAAAUCACACUAAUUCCAAGUAUCCGAGAUUUAUUUCUAGUUGAAUUGAAAUGAACAUUUUUAUCAAAUUAGUUAUGUAUCACGUUUUCAGUAGGUUUCCUUAAUUUUACAAAAGGAUUAUUUUCAAAGACCAAAAUGAUAGACAAUAAAAAUGACUAUCACAUAAAAAUCCUCAUCAAAAAAAGAGAUCUUAAAUUCUUUUGGCUCUUCCUCAAAACUAUCAAAUUGGAAAAUGAAAUUAAAUCUCUGAUUUCUGGGGGCUAUUGGACCUCGGCAGACAUUCUGCUUUCCAAGCACAAAUCUUUUUUUACUACUAUUCUGAUGAGAAGAAAACAAGAUAGGACUUCUUAUCUUCCAUAGUUGAGGGGCCUGACAGGUGACCGACAUGGAGGAAAAGGCCCUUUACGGCACAUCAUGUGGGCUCAGAGGAAGAUUAUUCUUUAUUUACCACUGGAGAGUACUUACCUUCCUCUUCCCUAUUUUCUUCCUUCUUCCUCUAUUCUCUCUCAGAAUUCCCAUUUUAGCUUUUAUAAAGGGCUCACUAUUUUUAACUUUUAAGAAUGCCUUCUUCACUAAGCAUUAAGAUUUCCAUUUCAGAUUUCAGAUUUCCAUUUAAAAAGAUCAAUUGUCUAGUGUACUCUUCCCAAUGAGACACUACAGGUAUACACAGUAAGUGUCUCUUACAUUGUUCCAUUUAUAAAGGGAAAAGGGAGAAAGAGAGGUAAAGGAGUCUUACUAGAAAGUAGCAAUUAGUUGGAAGAUCAGAACAUAUGGUCCCUCCCAGCCCACUCCCCUAUUGACCCAAGGGCAUUUGUUCCAUCAUUGCAACACUCAGGGCUGACUGCACUGGUUGGCCCUGUGAACAGCAGUGCAAAUGCCAGAGCCAACGUGUGCUUUAGAAUGUCCCCAUUUACACGAGUACAUAUGCCUAUUCCUUGAUGAGUACUCAAGGGUUUGAGGGAAUUCUAUUUUUUUAACUUGUAAAUGGCACUCUCUAAAAAUCAAUGGGAGUUUUAAAUUUUGACUUGUUUGUUAAAGAUUAAGUCCCGAUAAUGCCUAAAUAGUGACUAAGUCAGUCAUUUCAGUGGAAAACAAGUCAAGACAAACUUUCACAAAAAUUAGUCUUUUCAGUCAAAAGAUUCAAUCUUUGAUUUCAUAGAAAUACAACCUAAUUUAGGACAACUAGGUUAACAUUUUGGAAAAAAGAGGAAACAUAUUGUUUGCCAAAAUGGGAUGUAUUAUCUAUCUCAAAGAUUACUUAGCUAAAUAGUGGUAGACUAUUGCAGAUAAAGCCUUAAUUUGACAAACUACUUUAUAAUGUCACCCCUAAUUGACAAUAUAGUCACAGAGCAAAAGAAUUAAGGGAAUUUCAGCAAAGAACAAUAAAUUAUGUUUUGCAUUUUAGAGCUGACAUUUAUUAUAUUACAUUAUUGAUUUUUAUUUUCAGAUAAGUUCAGAUAUAUAGCAUAAACUAGACUAUUUUACCACAAAGAAGGAUAAUCUUGAAUUAUUUCCUUCAUUUAGAAAGUCUAAUUGGAAUCCCAGUGAUUUUUCUCAAGCUUUAAGAACUCGUUUGUCUCAUGAAUACAUAAUUAAGAUAGAAAUUAGAACAAUAUGGUUGUAGAAGUUAUUGUCUAGAACAAGUGCUGUCUAAUAUAAACAUGAUGCAAGCCACGUAUGUAAUUUUAAAUUUUCUCUUAGACACGUUAAAAAAUAAAUCCACAAAAACAGGUGAAAUUAACUAUUUAUUUUAAUCCAAUAUAGCCAAACUAUUAUUCUAAUAUCUAAUAAUAUGAAAAUUAAUGAGAUGUUUUGAAUUUAUUUUUAUACUAAGUUUUCAAAAUCAGGAGUGAAUGUUACACCUUUACUACAUCAAGUGCUCAAGAGCCACACGUGACUAGCGGCUAUUGUAUUGGAACAGCACUGGUCUAGAGUACUUUUUAGCAAAAUGACACAUGAAUUUCUAUGCUUAGAUUUGAGCUGGCUCAGUUUUCCACACUGAUGAGUAGGAGGCCAAAAAGAAACGUUUCAGAAAUGUCAUAGGCUGCAAUAAGUAAAAACUCUAUUGGCCACUUCUACUUAUUCAUGUGCUUCAGAGGAGGAGUGUUUCCCAACUUGACUUUUAGAGAAUAACACUUUCCUGGGCACUGCUAAAUUGUCUGUUGGCCACAGUCCCUCUCAUCCCUCUCAUUCUUCUCUGGGCCCUUGAAUCUUGACUACAGGUUAGAGUCUCCUGAGUACUGCCAUGAAGCUAAUAGCAUUCUUGCAUUCUUGCAUACCAAAAUCUACCGUGGGCGAACCAUGUGUACCCAUUCAAGGAUUGCACACAGAAUCUUAAUAGGAUUUUGUAGGCUUGGAUUAAGCUGGACACCAUCUUUGUGUUGCGAGCAAUAUUUCCUUCUAGAAAUCUACUGAAACAUACCAAAUUUUGCAUGAAGAAGAUUGUAUGAUGAGGAUGAUGAUAUCAUCCCAGUUACCCCAAAAUGAGAAUAAAACCAUUGACUGGCAUUUUUUAGAUUUCCUUAGAAGAGUUUAAUCAACACUGCCAUUAUACAUGGAUUCAAAAGACUUUUGGAAUUUUCUUAUAUACUGCUAUUUUAGAAUAUCCUUAAGGUUCUAUAGCCAUUUUUAGUGGCAGACUUAAAAAGAAAGGAACGGUUUGCCUUUUACUGUGACCUCAAUUACAUAGUAUUUUAAAUAUAUUUUGUAAUUUAGAACGUUUAGCAAUUUCUAUUUCCAGUUUCACACGCAAAGUAACUGCUGGUGGGUUGCCUACAGACUGAAGAUUGAGAGAGAACCAUUUUGUUUCAUAUUUCAGUUCUUAUUUCACAGAAGCAUCUGGUUGCAUUUCAAAUUGGAAAAAAAAAGUAAAUGCCAGAAAAGGCAAAGGAUAAAAUUAGUAAAUCAUUUAUUCUGCUUUAGGAUUGUUCUUGCAAAGUAAAUGUAAAAAAAAAAAAAAAGUCAACAAAGUGAAUCAGGUUUUUCUUGAUGAAGGUUGACUACACAUAUAAGAGAGAUAAAUAUACUGAGCAGAGUCAGUUACAUAAUUACAAUGCCAUUAUGUAAUUUACUUGUCAUUGCAGAGUAUUCAUGUUAGAUGUGCAAAGUUUCCAGACAUUUACCUACCUAAUAGGACUUGUAAUAUUCUUGUAAUUACUGCCUAUUAGGUCAUAUCCCAAUUUCCUUAAUGUUCAUCACUGAUAUGUUCCUAAUCAGGGUUGUUGAUAGCAUUUGAGCAUUCACUGGUUAAAUACUGCUUGAUGGUUAAACUCUGUGUGUGUCUUCAGUGCUUUUUUAAACAUUUAUGCACAUGUAAUGUCAAUAUUGGUAUUAUAAUAUUCAUAACCACAUGAUAAGCAAAAAUGUACUCAAUAAUUUUCUAUAAUUUUUUUUCCCGAAAUCUUUUUCUUCACCUGGCACAACUCAGGGUGAGUUUCUGAUUCUAAAUAGGAAAAAAAAUUUAAAAGGCCACUGGAGAGAUAUCAGCCACCCUUCCAUGGUAACCAAGUUCAGCAUUUCCUCUUUCCAUAUUCUACCUAUUAAGAACCAGUUUUUGUCAUUAUUACUCCUUUCGGAUAUCACCUGAGAUCACAUAAUAUAAUCUCAGCUCACAAAGCCUAACUAUUUACAUACUUAUCUUGGAGAGCAAUAACAAACUUGACUAAUUGAUGUUUGCUUGUUUAAAAUUCCAAUUUUCAUAAAUGAUCUGUGAUGUACUCUAGAGGGUUUGAUUGCGUGAUUUUAACUUCCUUCAAGACUCAGCCUUUUCCCCGUCACCUGGUCCAGAGGACCACCUAGGGCAAGAAGGAAGCCUUGCCUGGAGAGCGAACCAUCUGACUCCUUUGCAGGAAUCAGACAUUGCUCUAGAGAAGACUCUAGGCAUCUGACUUGGUUGAGCUCAGAUGAGCCAAAUGGAAGAAAACCUCUUCCCAUGCUCUGAUUGAAAGUGAUACUGUUUGAAUAUUGGUAUAUUGCCAUUACUCAGUAAUGGAAAAUGGGAUUCCACCAAUCAUUUGCUCUUCCCAAAGUCUUGGUUUACUACCCCUUGUCCCAAAUCAAUGUUUUUUUCCAUCCCUCUGGCCAUCAGGCCACCCUCUAGGACUGUGAGAUUCUCUAAAACCCUGGAAGGAGCAUCCCAGACUGUCUGGAGAAACGUGGGCCCCUUGGUGAUCCAGAAUUUAGUUUGAAACUCUAAAUAGCAAUGCCAAGACUUCAAAAUCACACUGUUCUUCUUAAUAGCUGUUUUCAGCACAUUUUGAAGAUUGACCAGGAAAACCCAUGGACAUGGAAUAUUUAUAUCCACAUAAUCUUUGCUGUGAUUCAUUGUGUUAAAAAUGACAGAUAUUUAAUCUUCAGUCAGAUUAAAUAAUAAUCUUUAUUUUCCAUUUGAAAGGUUAUUUUGAGCUAGUCAAAAACAAUAGGCUUCACAGUAGAAUUUUUGAAAGCUGUUGUUUUCCCUAAGUGCUCUCAUUCUGACAAUUAGUUGUGGAUGAUAAAAAUUUACUAGGCUUGUCCUUUCUUUGUCUUUUCCUUGACACACGUAAAGUAGUUAAUCUGGAUUGUAAAGGAUAUGAGUAAGUAUGACUAUAAAUUGAAAACUGUCAUCUCAUAACUGCCUCUUUUAACCUGACCUAUUUUUAGCCUAUUUUGCAGCUAAUGCAUAGUAGCAUAGAGUACAAAUAACAUAUGUAUGAGUUAUGAUUUUGUUUACAUUUUUAUUGUCAAGGUUAUUACUUACGUCAGAAGUUCCCAAAGUGUUUCUAUUUGUGCACUCUUAGUAAUAUUUUCAUGGUCCCCCCCACUGAAGCCAAAGGAAUGAUCUAACGUGUCCAUUUAUUAACUAGUUAGGUCCAAACAACAUAAUAGUAGUGCUGCAUUUCAUGUCUGACAGAUGUUGCUAUGCUUCCCUUGAAAUUUUAACAUUUCCUGUGAGUUCACUGAGGGGGAACAGCAGACGGGUUUAAGUAAUUCCUUAUGCCCAGUGAACAAAGGGUAUCAGGCAAAAGGGAUUAUUAGUAAACAGGUUAGGGGCUAAUGUUUAUACUCUUUCUUAUUUGAACGCCAAUCAUUUCUUUCAUCGACGGUCUUUGUGAUAUACAUAUAAAACUUAACUGUGCAUUUUUUAAAAACUAAUUUCCACAUAAUUACUCAAGGAAAUAAAUUUAAAACUCCAAAGAACAGUUUUCAGGAGUCAGGCAAACUAUGGUUCACAGACCAAGUCCACCAGAGGCCUGUUUUUAUUAAUAAAGUUUUGUUAGAACACGACCAUGCUCAUUUAUUUAUAUAUUGUCUGUGGUUGCUUUCAUGCUACUAGGGAAGAGUUGAGUAGUUUCAACAGAGACUUAUGGCCCAGCAAAGCCUAAAAUGUUUAUCUGGCCCUCUACAGAAAAAAAUUGAUGCCCCUGGUUUUUCAUGGCACUCCAUGCCUUUUUGGUGACAUCUAGGAAUACAGAUUCCCAUACUCCAGAUUUCUUCUCCCUAGGUUAAGGUUCUUGUUCUCAUUUGCUUCUUAGGAAGUUAGGAGAACUUUGUUUCUGUUGCAGAUGGUCUCACAACAGUAACUGUGCUGAAAGUACAACCUAACAGUAAAAUUUCCCUAUAGAACUAAAAAUUCAAAAUUGCAUCAUUUCCUGAGAAAAGAAAUGUAGAGUAUGAAUUGACUUGGUUAAGAGAGAAGAAUUAAAGAUUUCUAGCACUUUGAGCAUGUUUUAGAAAUUUGAUCCUUGUAUUUAAAAUCAUGUGAAUGACAUUUGACACUGGCAAUUUACACACAUUUAAGUCAAUCUGCAGCUGUUACUUAGGAAGCUAAGAAAUAAGAGAGCCCUCUGGUUCUGAAUCCUCCAGAGUAUUCUCAAAUAAUUUAUAUCAAUUGGAUUUUCAUUUAAUCAUUUUUAGGAAAUAAUGUGCUUUAUUACGUGGCAUUCUUUGACAAUGACUUGCUCAUUAAUAGCUCAGGGAACAAGCAAACAGCCAAUUCUUUUUUCUGAGUGUUAUGUAUUUCAUUUCUUCGAAAAGAGAGGGAAUUGAGUAAAUGCUUUCCUUUACUUUUUUUAUAUAUCUAGAAAUCCAGGAAGGCCCCUUCUUUUAGUCUGUUUCUGUCACAGAGAAAUUAUUCAUUCCACAGUAUCUGCCUUAAGGGAAGCAGGUGACCCAGAUAUGGAGAAAUGUAGGCAUGCGUGACCUUGGUAUUUGACUUUGAACAUCUGUAGGCAAAAGGUUACAAAUGAGAUAUUGAGUAGAAAAUCUAUUAUCAGCUUUUUAGGAAUACCUAAAAUUAUAUGAUGACUCUAAUUAAAUAAUAUACUGUUUUCUUUAAACUUUUGCAGCAAUCAAUAUGUAGCGACUGGGAUACACUGUAGAACUCAGGAAAAAAAGAGAUGAAUCGUCUGCCAGCUCCUCAGGGUUGAUGUGUGUAGGAGGCAGACUUUACUGGAAUGGGAGAGGGAAAAGAAAAAAUGUAAAUUGGGAUUCCACGUUCCCACCUGCCCAUUUUUCUUGAUUGCUCAGUCUGAAAGCAGUUGUUAAUGGACUUAAAUUAACAUUUCUACAUAUUUCUCAAUAUCUGGGUCACCUGCUUCCCUUACAAAUGAAUAGACCAAAGUCAAUAGCUAAUUUUCCUCUCAGAACCAUAAAUUAAACAGUGUAGUUUAGGGGAAAUUAGCCCUACACUGCAAGCACACUUUAAGGAACUAAUUUGCUAAUUUUGAAGCUUCCCAGGAGUAGCCCAUCCCAGGAACCCAUUUUCUCAGUAGAGUUUCAUUGAGAAGCAAUUAUGUACAAUGAGGGAGUCAGAGACAAAUUAAACUCCUCUAGGAGUGAGCUGUGUAGUUGGAGAGAGAAAACAAGUGUACAUUUACAGCCUGUGCUAAAUCUGGGCCAGCAGUAAACCCUCGAGGGAUAGAAAGAAGGAAAAGCUCCCUUCUGCCUGGAAUGAUCAAGGAAAUCUCCAUGGGAACACAGGCUGGAUUUGAAGGAUGGGGAGAAUCUUGGAAAGUAGGGAGGAAGAAGGGGGCAUGUCUGGCUGAGAAAUCUACAGAGCAUCUACAGAGUGGCGAAAUACAAGGCAAAAUGGUGAAGGAACAAUAUUGGGUGUGAAAGGCUGAAAUCUACAGGGAAGUGUUGUUAAGUCUGCAGAAGAGUCUCAGAUUUUAUGCGGAGUUGAAUUAGACAGACCUCUUUGGUCCUUUCUUAUUCUGGGUAGAUAUGUGUGCAGCAUUUCCUCAGAGCUUCUAGCCCUCUGUGAUCUCCUAUAUAUUUGGCUAAUUUGGUGCAUCCCUAAGCAGAAUAAAAAUCACCCAAUAUAUCAAAGACAUUUUUGUAAGUCACCUGUUGAAGCAAAGCCUCAGUCACUAAAAGCAAAAACUGCCUUGGCUAGGUCUCCACUGACAAAGCAGAGUAAAUGAGAUGAUAGUGAUUAUCUGAGUAAGUUUUGCAAAACUCCGAUAUCUGAAUCACUGCCUGUGACUCUAGAAAAUCACCCAACUACUUGCUAAAGCUUUGCCAGUGGAGGCCCACGUCAAGGUUACUUCUAUCAUGGUUAUUUUAACCCUUUAAAUGAUCUGACCUGACAGGGCAAUCCCCUCAGCGUUUGAGAUAGAAUACCUGAAAGUUUAGACUUCAAAAGAUAACCUGUACAAUAAAGCUAACUCUCACACAACGAAAUUUAAAAUUUUCAGAACUGCUUUCCCCAAACAUCAAGCUGGUCCUGUUAAAUCCUUUCUUCUUCAUCACUACUUUAUACACCCUUCUGUAAAUUCCUUUUUAUAUCACUCAUUGAUGGCAGUAUUUUACAUCCAUCUUCAAGAAACUUAUUUUUAAAAAAUACUUAACAAUUAGGAUCAGAUUACAGUAAAUAUACUUUUAGUUGUCUUGCUAUUUUGCUUGUGUCAUAUAAUGUCUGUGAUUAGUGAAUGGCUGCUUUAUUCUUUAGAGCAAAUGAAAUGAAAGAAGGGACAAAAGUUGACUAUCAUUUGAGUGAUGGAAGAGAAGCUAAGAGGUAGAGAUACUGUGAGGGUACAGAAAAAACAAGUUAGCAGUCUUCUAGAAAGGAAUACUACUAGGGUUUUUCAGGCUUAUGUGACUUUAUCUGGUAUGGCUUCUCUAGUUUUUCCUAGAGGAGACAUUUGUAUUCCUGGGUUGUUGAAAGUUGUCUGGACUAAAGGGACAUAAACAGCUCAAUAGCAGCAUGGCAGAUUAGAUUAAUGGAAUACCAUUAUAUACAGGAAACUUACAUCUCCAGUAGUUUAGACUGCAAGUCAUUAGCCAAAAACAAGUGCAUGUAGGAUUUGGAGGACAAAGAAAAAGUAUAAAUAUUUCAGUUUACACAGCUAAGAUUACAGGCUACCUUCCCAACUUUUGAUUGAAAAGUAUUGAAAAAGGAGCUGUGAACAUUUCAUUUUUUAAAACCUGUCAAAAUGGUGCUAUUGACUCCUUAAUACAAAGAUAUAUUACAAUAUUUUUUAGGUGAACAUGUAAGUCUGACCUGGCCAUAAAUGUAAAUAAAGAAAAUGUUUGUAGAGAAUUCAUCAAAAUCAUACCCAUUUGCUUUUGAUUGAGCUGCCAUAUUAUUCAUCAAUGGCGAUGACUGACAGUGAGUCUCCACUCCCUACAGAUGGGACACAACAGAGUCACUGGCUCUCUCAGCUGCCCAAAGCCUGGAGCAGACAACAUGAGAGCCACAGACAACUGUGGCUGCUUCUUGGACUGAGGUUGGAUAACCCGAUUAAAUGACUAAACGUGCUCAUUUUUGGUGUUUCCCAGGAACAUAAAGGAAGAAUAUGUGACAUGAGGCAAAAUGGAUGUUGGUAAACUACCUGUUGAAAUUGAUCUUAGUGGGGACUAAUGUUACUUUGUGUAAAUUCACCCAGAUGUGUCAGAACAUGCCAAAAGAAGCAUAUACCUUGCUGCUGGGAAAUUUGUAAAGCAAUUUGCAUGUACAGUAUGAUAAUAAAUCAUCUAAGAGCCCACCAAAACUUUGUAU